Messenger RNA from Ceratotherium simum simum (southern white rhinoceros), 2821 nucleotides. NCBI's taxonomy places the organism in Eukaryota, Metazoa, Chordata, Mammalia, Perissodactyla, Rhinocerotidae. The record is from RefSeq and is a predicted model, not a curated record.
GACUUUACUAGACUCAACUCAGAAAAAUCUGUACAGAGAUGUGAUGCUGGAGAACUACAAGAACCUGAACACAGUAGAGUACCAGCUGUUCAAACCCAGUCUCAUCUCCUGGUUGGAAGAAGAAAAGUUGAGGACAGUGGAGGGAGGAGUCUUCCAAGAAUGGGAAAUGCAACUUAAAAGCAAAGACUCAGCAAUUCAGCAGGAUAUUUUGGGGGAAAAAACACCCAAUAGGAUACAAAUGGAAAGAAUCCACAGUCGGUGGGAACUCUUUGAUUGUGAGCAAUGUGGGAAAGUCUUCAGUGAACAUUCAUGCCUUAAGACACACAGGAGAACUCAGAAUGGAGCGAAAACUCAUGAUGAUAAUCAGCAUGAAAAAUGCUUCCUUGCUCUGCACAAGAAAACGUCUACUGGAGAGAAACUUUCCAAGUUUAAUCAGUGGGGAAAAGCCAUCAGCCCAACUCCAGAUUUAGUGUACUGGAAAACUAGCAUACAAGGAAAAGCCUUCAAAUGCAGUGACAGUGAGAAGGCCUUUGUUAAUCAGUCUUACCUUCAGGCCCAAAUGAGAACUCAAAAUGAAGAAAAACUCUAUGAAUGGAAGGAAUGUGGGAGAUCUUUUAUUCACUCCAGAGAUGUUGAUGUGCAUGUACAAACUCACACUGGUAACAGUCAUUACGAAUGUAAAGAAUGCGGAAAAUCCUUUAAACAAUCUGCAUGCCUUAAUGAUCAUGUUAAAUUUCACAGUGAAAGAAAACCCUUUAAAUGUAAGGAAUGUGGGAAAGACUUUAUUAAGUCUUUGGAACUUACUGAACAUAUAAAGACACACAUUGGAAAGAAGGCUGUUCUAUGUGAGGUAUGUGGAAAAUCGUUUAAAAGUUCCUCAUACCUUCAUGUUCACAAUCGGACUUAUGCUGGAAUACAACCCUACAAAUGUAAGAAAUCUGAGAAAGGCUUUAAACGUUCUGUUCAUCUUAACGUUCACAUGCAGAAUCAAACUGGACAAAAACCUUGUGACUGUAAGGAAUGUGGGAAAUCCUUCACUCAAUUCUUACGCCUUACUGAACAUAUAAAAACUCACACUGGAGAGAAGCCUUUUCAAUGUGACAAAUGUGGGAACGUCUUUGCCACUUCCUCACAUCUUACUAAACAUUUAAAAUUUCAUACUGGAGAGAAGCGUUUUGAGUGUAAUAUAUGUGGGAAAAGAUUUACCACUUCCUCGUACUUAACCAUUCACAAGCGUACUCACACUGGAGAGAAACCCUAUAAAUGUAAGGAAUGUGGAAAAGGUUUUAAAUGUUCUUUGCACCUUAAAGUUCACCUGCGAACCCACACUGGAGAGAAACCCUAUGGAUGUAAGGAAUGUGGAAAAGCCUUCGCUCAAUCCUCAGGCCUUAUUCACCAUAUAAAAACUCAUACUGGAGAGAAGCCUUUUAAAUGUGACACUUGUGGGAAAGCCUUUGCUCUUGCCUCACAUCGAAACAGACAUUUUAGAACUCAUACUAGACAGGCGUCUUUUGAGUGUAAUAUAUGUGGGAAAAUAUUUAGCAGUUUUUUAUACUUUAUCAUUCACAAGCGUACUCAUACUGGAGAGAAACCGUACAAAUGUAAAGAAUGUGGAAUAGGCUUUAAAUGUUCUGUGCAUCUUAACAUUCACAUGCGAACCCACACUAGAAAGAAACUCUAUGAAUGUAAGGAAUGUGGGAAAGCCUUUAUUCAAUCCUCAGGCCUUACUGCCCAUCUAAAAACUCACACUGGAGAGAAGCUUUUUAAAUGUGACACAUGUGGGAAAGCCUUUGCUAGUUCCUCAAAACGCACUAACCAUUUUAGAACUCACACUGGAGAGAAGCCUUUUGUGUGUAAUGUAUGUCGGAAAACAUUUAGCAGUUCUUCAUCCUUAAUCAUUCACAGUCGUACUCAUACUGGGGAGAAACCCUAUGAAUGUAUGAAGUGUGGAAAAGGCUUUAAACGAUCUGUUCACCUUAACAUUCAUAUGCGAACCCACACUGGAGAGAAACCCUAUGAAUGUAAGGAAUGUGGGAAAGCCUUCACUCAGUCCUCGGGCCUUACUGAACAUAUAAAAACUCAUACUGGAGAGAAGCCUUUUAAAUGUGACACAUGUGGGAAAGCCUUUGCUCUUUCCUCAUAUCGUAACAGACAUUUUAGAACUCAUACUGGACAGAAGUCUUUUGAGUGUAACGUAUGUGGGAAAGCAUUUAGCAGUUCUUCAUAUAUUACUAUUCACAAGCGCACUCACACUGGAGAGAAACCUUAUAAAUGUAAGGAUUGUGAGAAGGCCUUCACUCACUCCGCUGGCCUUAUUUACCAUAUUAAAAUUCACACCAGAGAGAAGCAUUUUAAAUGUGACUCAUGUGGGAAAGCCUUUGCUACUUCCUCACAUCUUACUACCCAUUUUAGAACUCACACUGGAGAGAAGCCUUUUGAGUGUAAUAUAUGUGGGAAAACAUAUGCGACUUCUUCAAACUUCAUCAUUCACAAGCGUAUUCAUACUGGAGAGAAACCUUAUAAAUGUAAGGAAUGUGGAAGAGCCUUCACUCAAUCCUCAGGCCUCAUUGACCACAAUAAAAUUCACACUGGAGAGAAGCCUUUUAAAUGUGACACAUGUGGCAAAGCAUUUACUACUUCCUCACAUCUUAGUAAACAUUUUAGAACGCACACUGGAGAGAAGCGUUUUGAAUGUAAUAUUUGUGGGAAAAGAUUCACCAGUUCUUCAUACUUUGUUAUUCACAAGCGUACUCACACUGGAGUGAAACCUUAGAAAUGUGAAGAAUGUGGGAAAGCCAUCAAUUUCCCCACUUUUGGCAUC